AGCAUCUUAUGAACACUAGUUCUGUACACUGUUCACGUUGUGAUCAAAAUAGACGUCGUCCCGAGCCGCAGGUCUUUAUUUACUGCAUGAUGUCGUCUCAGUCUCCGCCUCAAACGGACGGCAUGGGAGGCCACCUGGACUCUUGCACUUGUUCUGACUGCCUGGAGGAUCUGACGGCCCUUGCGGAACGGAUAACCGCCAACCACCUCGCCAACGUCAGCAGAACCGCUCACAGGUGUCGAGAACAGGUAGAAGACCUGGACUCGUUUUCCGACUUCCCGAGCCCGAAGGACGCGAAGGUGGUCCAGAUGGUCACGGAGAAAACCAUGAAGCCAGCCGUGGAGAUAUUGCUAGCGAUCGUACACAGAGCCAACACGAAAAACACCGCCAUACACAGGAGGUGUAGGAAAGAGCAGAACUUAACCUUCGCGAGGUACCAGCUCGGAGGCGUCCCCGUGUGUGCUCUGUCCACUUUCUUCUGUAACAUCUGCAUGUACGAACCCGCGCUGGCGAAGAUGGGCGAGUUCGUCCCCCAGCUGCUCAGUCUGUACCAGAUCAUGCUGACCGCCGCGUUGGAGCACCCGGAGCUUACAGAGCUGAACCAGCGCUGCUUGUUUAGCGCCAACUACGAGAGUGGCGAGCGCAGCGACAGCAGUAGUAGUAGUAGUGAUGACGAUGACGACAGCGGCGACCUGGCCGACUUCGUGCCGUGGUUGGUUCUGUGGGGCGUCCACAACUCGCUGAUGACCAUGAAGACCCGGCGUGUGCUGGCCAUGCUCGGGGAGGGUCACCCCAAACUGCCGUCAUUCGGGCACCUGCUCAUACAGAUGCUGAAGAAGGACAACGUCGUCACGACCUGGUUCGGUUUGAGAAUGGCCCUGUACGUAGCGGAGGUUGGCGGGCCGGACUGUGUCGCCAAGCUGGCGGCGCUCGGCAUGAAGGAGGCGGUCCAAACCAUCCUGGACAAGGCUCGCAGCUACUGGCAGGAAAACACGGGAUUAAAGCACAAGGAAUCUGACUUCGUGAGCUGCCUACUCCGUCAUGCCUCCCUGGUGGCCUGGGAGCUACAGGAGCCCGGCAAGGUCGACUACUACAAGUCUCAGACCCGGCUGGACCGACUGGCGACCAAGCACGACCACGACGACUGUAUCUUCUCUCCGCUAAUGCUCAGAGAGGACGGACUGAACAUGGACGUGGUCUGCUCCUCUCCCAUCUGCCUCAACAGCGAGAGGGACGCGCCGGGAAGGUUCGGCGCAUGCGCUAGAUGCCGCAUGGCGCGCUACUGCAGUGUGGAGUGCCAGAGGAUCCACUGGUUCGACGGCCACAGGGAACUCUGCUGCAGCAGGAAGGAGAUUCUCGCAAGUUUCAGACAAACCACGAAGACCGCUGCUGACUCUAAACAUAGCUAAUAACCACAGGAUCCUGUGUAGUGCAUACACUG
Molecule: messenger RNA, 1441 nt
Organism: Branchiostoma belcheri (Belcher's lancelet)
Lineage: Eukaryota; Metazoa; Chordata; Leptocardii; Amphioxiformes; Branchiostomatidae
Exons: 7
Coding region: 9-1409 (466 amino acids)
Source: RefSeq, a predicted model, not a curated record